AUUCUGCGAAGCAUUCAUAUAUCCAGAUUCCAGAUGUCAUACAUAUUGGUACUGUAGUAACUGUACAUGACUACAUGUACAUCGUUGUGUACCUAGUGACAUGUUGAAUACCUACAUACAUAUGUACAUAUAUGUAUUAGUAGCACUCGGCGAUAUCAACAUUGAAACUUCAACUUAAAUGCUACAUGCUACAUAUCUACUUCUUUCAUUUUACUUCUGCUUCAACUUCAAGUAGCCCGGAUCAGAUAUACCUACUCACAAAAUGUCAUCCACCAACUUCUCGUUGGCUAGCAAGGUUAUGCUAUCGAAUGGCAAACUCAUACCCCAGAUUCACCUAGGCCUAUACAUGGUUAGCGGUAGUGAGGCUACAGCAAGCAUACGCUGUGCCCUCGCUGCGGGCUACCGAGGCUUUGACAGCGCGCAGUGGUACUACAACGAGAAGGAGGCCGGCAGGGCCAUACGGGUUUUCCUCGAUAAUCCCGAGGCGAAUACUCAGCGCCUCACUCGCAAUGACAUCUUCUUCACCACCAAGUUGAAGGAUAAUAGCACCUCGUUCGAGGCCGUGCAGCGAUCUAUUCGGAAAUCCCUUGUUACCUGUGGCCUCGGGUACAUCGAUCUACUUCUGCUGCAUAGCCCGUAUGGUGGUCGCGAGGCACGGUUGGCGAGCUGGAAAGCUAUCGAGGAUGCGAUUGACAAAGGAAUAGUUAAGUCGGGAGGGGUUAGCAAUUUUGGUGUCCGCCACAUUGAGGAGCUGAUGGAAUCGAAACCGAGGAUCGCGCCGGUUGUCAAUCAGAUUGAGGUUCAUCCGUUCAAUACGCAGACAGAUAUCAGAGCCGUGUGCGCCAAGUACGGAAUCGCCAUCGAGGCUUAUGCUCCAUUAGCACGCCGCAUGCGCAUUAAGCAUCCAACUAUCUUAGAGCUGUCCAAAAAGUACUCCUGCUCGCCCACGCAGCUUAUGAUUCGGUGGUCCCUACAACAUGGGCUCAUACCACUGCCAAAGAGUACGAAGUAUAAUCAUAUAAUUGAAAAUGCAAAUAUAGGGGGGUUUGAGAUUUCUGACUCGGAUAUGGAGAUAAUGAACGGGCUUGAUGAGAAGCUGGUAACGGACUGGGAUCCCACAGACGCGCCGUGAAUUUUGAAAUUAUAUCAACCAAAUUCAAGUUCUGAACAAAGGGGACGUCACAUGGAACUAUCUCUUGUAACAUACUCCCGUGUAAUAGAAACCAGGCGAAUAGAAAACGCUACGUCAGCUUAGACCUAGAUGUGUGCAUCAAUAUGGCAAUGAUUAAUGACCAAAAAGGGGCUCAAUAAAGGAAAUGUCAAGUUUUUUAUAUGAGGUCAGUUUUACACAUAUUUCCAACCCCUAAACUGCUUUGAGGGUUCUCAACUGGAUGUUUCUGAACCGAAACAUGAUAACUCCAGCUCUGGCAGGAUUCUCCUAGAAUUACAUGGAUCUGGUUUUGUAUAGACCCUUUUGUGAUCUCUACUAGGUACGAAGUACUUAGAUAAAUUGAUCAUAUCCCCAUUCUUUAUAAUGAAAGCCUGGCGGCAAAGAGAGGGUUUUGGAAUCAAGAACAGAUAGGCAGGUUCCGCAACAGGCCAGUAUAACACCACCUCUUGGGGUUUUUCAUAUUUACGCCCAGUGGCAACGGCGAGACUCACCUAACCCUCCCACGUGGAAUCAUACGUGAUCAGCACCCCCUAUGAAGAAACUAUACAUAGCACACAACCACCAGCUCCUCACCACG
Messenger RNA from Hypoxylon fragiforme, 1748 nucleotides. Its product is annotated as aldo-keto reductase family 1 member E1. The transcript is spliced from 5 exons. Gene Ontology annotation, molecular function: oxidoreductase activity. Lineage: Eukaryota; Fungi; Ascomycota; Sordariomycetes; Xylariales; Hypoxylaceae. The record is from RefSeq and is a predicted model, not a curated record. Bases 263 to 1132 code for a protein of 289 amino acids.